This is a messenger RNA of Zea mays, 816 nucleotides long. Its product is annotated as ATP-dependent DNA helicase PIF1-like. The transcript has 2 exons. Gene Ontology annotation, cellular component: replication fork. Gene Ontology annotation, biological process: DNA replication. The record is from RefSeq and is a predicted model, not a curated record. NCBI's taxonomy places the organism in Eukaryota, Viridiplantae, Streptophyta, Magnoliopsida, Poales, Poaceae. Gene Ontology annotation, molecular function: helicase activity; ATP binding. The coding region runs from base 1 to 816 and encodes 271 amino acids.
AUGCAGACUGAAUCUGAAAUCUUAGUUUCAGGAUUAAACAGUGAACAAUUAUAUGCUUUCACAGCUAUUACAGAAACUGUUUUAUCAAACAAACCAGGUUUUUUUUUGUAUCAGGAUACGGUGGCACAGCUUGAGUAUUUGAAAGAUCGUGCCAUAUUAACUCCUACUAAUGAUAUAGUUGAUUCCAUAAAUGAAUACAUUGUGUCUCUUAUCCCUGAAGAGACAAAAGAGUAUUUAAGCUGUGACAAAGUCAUCAAAGCUCCCAAUACUCAUGAAUCUUAUGACCUUUUAUAUCCUGUUGAAUUUUUGAAUACAUUGAAUGGAAAUAGCUUUCCACAACAUCGAAUAGUCCUAAAAAAGGGUACACCAAUUAUGCUUCUCAGAAAUCUGAACCAAUCAGAAGGUCUAUGCAACGGUACAAGAUUAAUUAUAACAUCUUUGGGUGACAAAGUUAUUGAAGGUCAGAUAAUGACAGGUACUCAUAAAUCAAAAAUUGUGAUAAUACCUCGUAUAUCAUUGACAUUAAAGAAUACAAGAUGGCCAUUUGUUCUACAAAGACGCCAAUACCCUAUAAAGGUAUGCUAUGCAAUGACAAUUAAUAAGAGCCAAGGACAAACACUUUCAAAAGUUGGGGUAUAUCUGAAGAAACCAGUUUUCACACAUGGGCAAUUAUAUGUUGCAAUAUCAAGAGUUACAUCACAAAAUGGUCUUUUUAUCCUUAUCGAAGAUGAUUCAGGCAAUUGCAGUACUAAGACUCGAAACAUAGUGUACAAAGAGGUCUUCACACGUAUUACUAUACAAGGCAUUGAUGGAUAA